Molecule: messenger RNA, 3199 nt
Organism: Micropterus salmoides (largemouth bass)
Lineage: Eukaryota; Metazoa; Chordata; Actinopteri; Centrarchiformes; Centrarchidae
Exons: 4
Coding region: 6-2180 (724 amino acids)
Source: RefSeq, a predicted model, not a curated record
CUCAGAUGAUUGUUCAACCUCAGCCAAUAAUGGCAACGGUCGGUGACGACAUCACUUUACCAUGCCAUGUGAAACCUGCUACAGAUGCCUUUAGUGAGAUGCUGGAGUGGUCGAGAGCUGACCUGAACCCCAGAUUUGUCCAUGUGAGGCGAUUCGGUGAAGACCAUCUGGUUGAUCAAAAUCCAGCCUUCAAGGGAAGAACAUCAGUGUCCAUAGACGGACUGAAACAUGGAGAGACAUCACUAAAACUCUCCAAAGUGAAACUCUCUGAUGAGGGAACAUACAAAUGUUUCAUUCCAGGAUUAAAUACAGAAUCUAGUGUUCAGCUUGUUGUUGCAGACAUUGUCAUCGAGAUUACCAAAGUCGGCAGUGGAGAGCUAGGCUGUAAAUCUAAAGGCUGGUAUCCAGAGCCUGAGGUGUUUUGGCUGGACGGUGAGGGAAACCUCCUCUCUGCUGGACCUACAGAGACAGUCAAAGGUCCUGAUGACCUCUAUACUGUCAGCAGCAGAGUGACUGUGGAGAAGAGACACAGCAACAGCUUCACCUGUAGAGUCCAACAGAAGGACAUCAACCAGACCAGAGAGACUCACAUCCAGGUUCCAGAUGAUUUCUUCAUGGACUCAUCUAGUUCGUCUGCUUCUACCAUCAUCGGUUUGAUCGUUGGCAUUCUGUUUAUUCUUGUGGUUGCCUUUGUUGUGUGGAAAUGGAGACAAAACAAAAUCAACACCAAGAAGCUCCCUGAGGAUGAAGAAACACAGAUACACAGAGAGACGGCAAAAACUGAAACAGUGAAGAAUCAGAACAAGGUGGAAGAAGAAAAUCACACUGAAUGUUUCAGUGAAGAAACAGGACUUUUAUGUCAAACAGAGGAGGAGACAAACAGAGAGAAGUUCAGGGCAGAAGGAGAAACCAACAAUAUUCUCCCACAGGGACAAGAGGACACUGAGAAACAAUCUAUAGAUGCAGGAACAUUGUCUCAGUUUGUGAUGGAGGACAGAAGACAACGACAUGAUGUCCAGACAAGAGGAGAGACAACGAAUGAUUUGGACAACAGAGACGAAGAGACCAAGUCAGUAAGUGGAGAGACACAAACUCCAGGUCCAGCAGAGAGAGAGACACAGCAAGAACACCCAGAGACAAUAAUUAGAGAGGAAACAAAGUCUGUAAAUACUGAAGCAGGAGGUCAGGGUCUGAUGGAUGGAGGAGGACAACAGCAGCAGGUCAGGGCAGGAGGAGGGACAACAAAUGGUGCCGAAAAGAAAUAUGAGGAAAACAAAAUACAAUGCACAAAUAACAAACCAGAGGUUCAGGAUCUAACUGAGAGAGAAAGACAAAAAGGUGAUCUCCCAGCUGGAGUGACAGAGAAUGCAGCGGAUGGAAACACAGAUCAGCUGCCAGAAGCAGAAGAACAGAGAGAUUUGAAGAAGAAGGAUGAAGACAAGGAAACAAAGACUACAAAUAAUGAAACUGCAGCUCAGGGUCCAGCUGAAGAAGAAAGACAACAAGAUGAACUCCAGACAGGAGGAGAGAGAAAACCUGAGGAAACAAAACCUCCAGGUCCACCAACGACAGAAACACACACAGAGCAGCAAACUGUAGAAGAGAAAGAGGAGAGUCCUGACAGCAGAGACAGAGAGGAGGAUGGGAUAUCACAAAAAGAAAAGACAAUAACUCAGUCUUUAAAUGAGCUGCCAGCAGGACAAGCAAAGAGGGAUGUGGAGAAUACAGAAGACAGAGAGAAAACAGGACCUUCUUGUCCAGCAGAGGGAGGAGGACAACAAGAGAAGAAUGGAGACAGGAGAGAUGGAGGAGAGAACACAACAUCUAUACCAGGAAACACAACACAUCAGUCUGCAGUGGAUGGAAACACAGAUCAGCUGGCAGGAGCAGACGAACAGAGUGAUUUGGACAAGAAGGAUGAAGACAAGGAAACAAAGACUACAAGUAAUGAAACUGCAGCUCAGGCUCCAGCUGAAGGAGAAAGUCAACAAGUUGAACUCCAGACAGGAGGAGAGAGAAAACCUGAGGAAACAAAACCUCCAGGUCCACCAACGACAGAAACACACACAGAGCAGCAAACUGUAGAAGAGAAAGAGGAGAGUCCUGACAGCAGAGACAGAGAGGAGGAUGGGGCAUCCACACAAGAAGACACAACAACUCAGUCCCUAAAUGAGAAGUAAAGAGGGAUGUGGAGAAUACAGAAGACAGAGAGAAAACAGGACCUUCUUGUCCAGCAGAGGGAGGAGGACAACAAGAGAACAAACCAGAAUAUCGAGGUCCAACUGAGGGAGAAAGACAAAAAAAUGACAUCCCUGCAGAAGGGACAGGGAAUAAACUUAAACAGACAGCAGGACAGACGGGAGAGUUUGAAGACACUCCCUGUCCAGCAGAGGGAGAUGGACACCAGCAAAUGAAUAGAGGCAGGAGAACACAACACCUCUAUAAGAAAACACAGCUCAUAGGUCUGCAGUGGAUGGACAAAGAGAUCAGCUCCCAGAAGAACAGAGUGAUCUGGACAAGUAAGAUAAAGACGAGGAAAUAAAAACUAUAAAUAGUUAAACAGCAGCUCAGGGUCCAGCUGCAGGAGAAAGACAAUAAGAUGAACUUCAGGCAGCAAGAAAGAAAAAAAACCUGAGGAAGAACUGAGUCCUAAAAAAUAAUAUUGUUAUUAGUAGUAGUAGAUUUUUAACGUUGCAUCCAUCCCCUGUUCAGCGUGUACAAGCUGUAACCAUCAGGCAGAUGGGAGGGUGCCGUUCCCCCAAACCAACUUAUUUGUGCCUGUCAGUAUUACAAUGCUGAAUAAACUGUGAUACCAAAGAUGAUUGUGGUUGUGAAACGUUUGUUGUUCUGACAAUUGCUGUAUGGCACGAAUGAAUUUCGGAAAGGACUAAUAGAUAUCUAUCUAUAAAGACAUUUAAUUGCAUUUUUCACUGUUUUCACAAAUCUGUCCUGUUCUUUUAUAAUGUUUCACUGUCUCAGUACACUGUUAAAAUAUGUAUAUAAAUGUUCUUGUUGUGGAGAGAAAUAUGCUCCAACUGCACUGACAAAAAGAAAUGUCUUCUUUUUUUUGUAGCUUCUCAGCAUCAUAUUCAUUUCAUAAGUUUUUUAUAAUCUGUGUUUUAUAUUUUUUAUUAGUAUGAUGAGUCAUUCCUCUUAAUCAGUCAGUAAAUCCACAUUUAUGAAAUAAACCUAAAUAUCU